Messenger RNA from Boeremia exigua, 3000 nucleotides. RefSeq lists its product as uncharacterized. The transcript is spliced from 2 exons. The record is from RefSeq and is a predicted model, not a curated record. The coding region runs from base 1 to 3000 and encodes 999 amino acids. NCBI's taxonomy places the organism in Eukaryota, Fungi, Ascomycota, Dothideomycetes, Pleosporales, Didymellaceae.
AUGCAAGCCGCCCGAGCUUCUGGCGUGGGAGCGCCUUCUUCACAAGCUCCAGCCUCGCCGCCUCGCCAGAAGCCCUCGACACUGGCCUCCAUUGCCAUACAAUCCUUUGCUGCCUUCCGCUCCCAGACAUCGUCACAGCCUGUCCCUAUCGCAGUCCAGUCGCCGGUUCGACGCAAGCCUCUACCAGCAGACUCGCCCGUCGCUGCUCGAUUUUCCCAGUCGAGCCUGCGCUCUAAUAGCAUCACCGCCAAAGAUCGUCCGCCUAAUUCAGUACUCUCGCCACCGUUGACCGACGAAGGCUUAUUUGUGCCCAGGAACCUCGACAGCAACCCACACGGAACCACUCCUCUGACAGGAACUGCGCCAAAGCCUUUUGAGCCCCGCAAAAGCUCCCUCUCAGUCACGACUCGCAGCCCCGCCGUGAACUCUCCGCGGCAUGAGAGGUCCGUCAGCAACCUCCAGCCACAAGGACCGACGAGAGUAGGAGAUCUCAAGACGCACGCUCGCUCCCCUACUAUGCCGAACAUGCCCCUGUACGCCUCAGACUCGCGGCCAGAACCGGAUCUGAAGAUCAAGCUCGAUGGUGUCGCUGAAGAUUUCAUGGACGAUUACUCGUACGGCGAAGACGACGCGCCGCGCGACGUUACACAACAAGGCAAGCCCAAGUCCCCCAGCGGUGGAUUCACAUCCUUCUUUGGGUGGAAUUCGUCGAGAAACCAGAACGGUCCCGAGUCGCCGGCUACCACAUUCUCAUUAUCGCCGACCAAUUCGCCGCGGAACAAACAAGGGAACACACCGGCCAAGUCAAAACCUAACGGCCUAGACAUUCCAGCUGCCAACUCAUCGUCUUCCUACUUUAAUGUUCCCGGGACACCACUUCUGUCAUCAUCGCCCCAAAUGAAUGCUCACGUUGAGGAGCUCGAGCGCGAACUGCGCGAGGUGAGCUCAGAGCUCGCCUCUUCGAUCAAGAGAGAGAUGGACCUGGAAGACGAGGUUGAGCGCUGGAAAGCAGAAAGUACUUCAGCUAUGUCACAGGACAACAGAAGAACGAGUGACUACUACUCCGAUUCAGGGAUAAGCACCAUUCGAUUCCCUGUCAGUGAUCCUGAAGCCAAGAUGGAAGAAAUAGACACACAACGCAGAAAGGCAGAGCAAGAGCGUGCAUCCUUGAAGGUGCGCAUGGCUGAGCGACUGCAAGAAGAACUUAGACGUCGUCGCGACCUGGAAGAGCAAGUUCAGCAACUUGAAGAUCAGGUCAGCGACCGGUCCAGAAUAGGAUCUAUGAUUGAAGACCCUCGAGUUAGGGAUUUGUCUACGUCGUUGGAAGAUGCUAAGAGACGUCUGGCUGAGGAACGACAGGUCAAAGAGAACUUCGAGGAUCUACUUUCAGCAUUGCGCGAGGAACUCGAGAAGCACCGCAACGAAGCCGAUCAUCUACGGGAACAAGUGGUCCCCCAAUUGAAAUCUCGCCUCGAGGUUUUGGAAGUGGAGGCUGCCGAUACCGAAAGGCUGGUGUUUGAAACCACACGUAUGCAGCAAGAGAUUCAGCAACUUCGGAGCGAGAACCAGACCCUUGCUGCUGCCAAAAAACUGCACCUGGAGACAACGCCGCUGCCACAGGCCAGCCUUGGAAUACAAUCCAUCGCGGAAGAGGAGAACGACGCGCCGCCACCAACUCUCCGCGUCGGGUUGACACGGUCAAAUUCUUUAGCCCGUAGUACUGGGUUCAAUUCGAAGAGAAAUUCGUUGAUGCGAUCAAAUUCUGUGAAGAAUAGGUCGGGCGACAGCUCUCCCGCAGACGUACCCACUGUCAGCAAUCCCGUGAAGGAACUGGAGGAGCAGCGCGAUGCGCUCCACAAGGCUCUGAAGCAUCUUCUGCAUCGACAGGAGAUGCAGCAAAGAGACUUUACAAAACGUAUAAAGGAGCUUGAAGCUGAAAGAGACGCUGCUCUCAAUCUUACGCCCCGUCGGACCGCAUUCCAUAGAGAGGUCGGUGAUCUCAGACAAGAGGUAGACGCCCUUCGGCAACGCGCCGACGAUGCAUUAGAGCAGAAAUGGCAAUGUGAGAAAGGUCUUGGUGGACUACGUAUGGAUCUCGAUCGCGCGCAACAAGAGACAAGCUCUCUCCGUGAGCUGCUUCGGGAGCACGACAUCACCAUUCCUGAAAUCCGCCUAGAGAACGAACCCAUUUCUCUAGACAAGGCAUAUAACGAGCUGCAAACGACACAAGCACUUUCCAUCGCACGCAUCCAGCAGUUGGAGUCUAGCAACAACGACUCCUUGGGCGCCGCCGGUGCUGAAGCUGAGAGAACUCUCGAUCUAUUGAAGCGCAGCAUCUCAGAUGCCGAGGCGGAGCGAGAUUUUGCUAUGAGCGAAGCUGCAGAGUACCGCAAGCAAGCACGACAAUUGCAAAAGUCAGAGCUUGAACACAUCGGCAAAGAACAGAAGCUCAGCGUCGAGUUGUUUGCUGCUGCAAAUCGCAUGGACGAGCUGUCCAACAGGAUUCAACAGCAAUUGGAGGCCAACGGCUCUCUACGAGCACGCUUGACUGAUGCUAUCUCUCGAGGAGAAGAGGAACAGCAGAAGUCAACGGAUCAGAUCAUCGAACUCGAACGACGUUUGAAGACCGCAGAGGACAAAGUCAUGCUUGCCCAACAGUCAUCCGAAGAGGCCAUUAACAAACACGAGCUAGAGGUGCAAUCUCUGAAAGAGAGCCAAAACAGCCAGCUGCGUCGCGCCAAGUCUGGUUUGUUGAGCACGUCUGCCUUCUCACCCAACAUGCCGUCGUCGCCAGUGUUCUCUCAACGAUCACCCCGCCUUGAUAUGACCACAAGCGGUCCUGCCAUGACCAUGGCCGAAGCGACCAAGACAGAACUGCUCGAGAAGCGUGUCGGGGAGCUCGAGAGAGCUCUCCGAGAUGCUGACCGCGAGAUGGAGGAAGUAGUCAGCCGUAUGAACAUUGCUCAGAUUGAGGUUGCUGAGUUGCAAUUUGAGAAGUGA